AUGCCAAUGGCAACCAUUUUUCGACCAUCGCUGUUCAUCUUUGUUGCGGUGGUGCUUAUGUCUUUGCUCCACGCUGCAAAAGCCCGCGAUACACCAUUUGCCCUGCUGGAUUGUCCACCCGAAUGUAUGUGCGAUAGAAAUUCCAAAUCGCCGGAAACACUGGAUUUCGCUGAAGAUCCAGUGACAUCCGGCGCUAUUUCCGAGCUUGAUGAUUCCGGCUCAUCGUUCCAUGCUCUGUGCAUGGUGGGACAAGGUGCUGGGUUCGAAAAGAUUGAAGAUCUCUUGUCAUUGGACACGGCGGUGCUGAAAAUAAUAUACACCUCUCAAACGGAACAGUAUCAGCUAAAUGCCUCAAAUUUGGUCCGUUUUCAACAUCUCCGAGAGCUACAUGUGCAAUCAUUGCAGGCACAAUUGCUGCGAUUUUCGCUCGAUGCUGAACUACCCGUUGUGAGACUUCAUCUAGAAUCUCUGGAGCUUAUCCGAAGUGCGCCACCUACCGUUCUCGAUCGUACAAUGCCCUCUCUGGCGGGACUUGGUCUGCAACCCUUGGCAGGGGCGAAUGGAAACGACGCUAACGCUUAUCAGAUCGUCGACGAUGAUGUAGGGGAAGAAGUAGUAGUGGUCAACAGUGGGCCCGAAACACUCACCGAGACAUUCGAACUCGAGAUCGUACCGUACGAGGUAUAUAAGCGCGAACUGGCCAGCACUAGCAAUGUGUCGUUCUAUGGAUGGUCAAACCUGACGGCGCUCUCCAUACAUGACUGUCAGCUGGAAUCGUUACAUCCCGACUUCCUGUACGGUCUCGACCGUCUGCAACGCCUCUCACUGCAGCACAACAACCUGAAGAUACUGCCACCAUUCGCUUUUUACGGUGCUCCCAACAUGCGUUUGCUAUCACUCGCCCGGAAUCGUUUGUUGGAGGUUAGUUACUACUCUUUGGCCGGAUUGCUCGAACUGCACGUUUUGGAUCUGUCUUCGAACAACAUCUCCAAAAUUUCUGAACUCACCUUUCCACCGUUCCCGAAGCUGGCUAAGCUCGAUUUGCGCCACAAUCCCAUCGAGUACGUGUUCGACAGCUCGUUUGCUAUCGCGAACAUGACGCGAUCGCUGUUCAUCGGCAGUGAGACGGUGGGACUUCAUGUUGGAACACCCAAACCCUUCCAAGGAUUAACCCAGAUGGAACUGCUAGAGGUUCGCAAUCUGCAAUUGCCUGCGCUCAAUCAGUAUCUUUUCCGCGGGCUUCGAUCGCUUCGGACACUGCGGCUUCUGCAGGGUAAUAUCUCGUUCGUCGAGUACGACAGCUUUGCCGAGAUGAAGAACCUAACCGAAUUGUACGCGUCCCGCUGCUUAAUUGGGGCCAUUUCCAUGGAUGCAUUCUUCGGAGUGAAACGCCUGCAAGUGAUUGAUUUAUCCUAUAAUCUGCUUACCGAGCUGCCGGUGGGUUUGUUCGACGAACAGCUCCAAUUGCUCGAGCUGUACCUGCACGGCAACAGGCUGACACAGUUGCCCACCGAUUUCUUCCGACGUCUGGCUCCUGCCGUACAAAUCGUGCGUCUGAUAGAGAAUCCGUGGCAGUGUAGCUGUUCCAUGGUACAAUGGCGCCAAGCGGCCACAAAUCGGCUAAAGGUUUCCUCGACAUCCAACAAUCCGCUGGCUGCCUACGUGUACAGCAACAAACUGACGCCACGGUGCAGUGACCCUAGUCAGGGUAUACAGAACCGCAGCGUCUACUAUGUGAUCCGCAAAAAUCUCCAAUGCAACGUGGAUAGCAACCGAGCACACAAAAUAGCUUUACGCAUCAGUGAGUUGAAUCAGAGAAAGCAGCAGACGCUAUUGCAGAAACGAUACCACCAGGAUCGAGGAUUUCCCGCUCCGAAUGUAGUGCGGCAGCAAUCAAGCAACGUUAACCCGGCACCGAACACUAACAGCAUGCUAACUUACCAGCGCCCUCGUCAGUCUCUGGUGUACCAGCAAAAGCGCCAACGGCUCCAACAAAAACUUCACAAUAGCCAACGUUACGCGACGGCGGCCGCUACGAAUGCCACACAACGCGUUGUGAGCAAUGAGAUUGAAUACUAA
Molecule: messenger RNA, 2079 nt
Organism: Anopheles marshallii
Lineage: Eukaryota; Metazoa; Arthropoda; Insecta; Diptera; Culicidae
Product: insulin-like growth factor-binding protein complex acid labile subunit
Exons: 4
Coding region: 1-2079 (692 amino acids)
Cellular component (GO): extracellular matrix
Molecular function (GO): protein binding
Source: RefSeq, a predicted model, not a curated record